AUGGCGUUAUCAGAAGAAUCGAUACCAAAGUUGUAUCCUAGUUCAACCCCAUUAUCCAAUGGUAAUGAUAGAAACCCAACUGUCAUACAAGCCACAUCUACCCCUCCUCCUCCUCCUCCUCCUCCAGCACUACCUGAUAUAUCGACCAGCACUCCAAUAGAAACCCCUUGGUAUUAUAAAAGAUCUACUGGAUCUGAAAGUGAAGAAGAAGAAGAAGAUACCAAUAAUGGUAACGACGAUUAUGAUGAUUAUUAUCAAGAUGAUGGGGAAACAAUACAAAAGACACCAUCUCCAAAUAAACUGAAAGGAUAUAGAUUCAAUAAUCAACUUGACUUUGCAUCGACUCCAUUAAAUCCGAGUUGCACGCUUUCAUUUUCAUCACCCAUGAAUAAACUCAAUCAACUACACUUGGAAUCUCAACUUGAUAUGGACGGAUUUGAGGAAGAACAUCUAAUAGAACAAGGUGAAGAAGAAGAAGAAGACGAUGACGAUGACGACGAAUAUUCAUUAGGGAAUAAAACGAUAACUACACAUGAAUCUGAAUCUGAAUCUGAACAAGGUGAGAGUAACGAGAUUAAUAUUAAACACUUUGAACCAAAAUAUAUAAGUUCACGAAGAAAACGAUUACAUCUGGAAUCUCCCGAUAUGAUGGUUUUAACCCCUAAUGUCAAUUACAAAAAUAACGUUAAUGAUAAAAAUGAUGUCAAUGAUAUAACUUAUGGUAAUGAUAUGUCAAUUUGUAACACCACUAGCACCACCACAAAUACCACCGCCACUAAUACUUCAGCUUUUAAAUUUAGUUUCUCAAAUAUUAGUGAUUCAACACCUUGUCCUCGACAACCUAAACGGAAAAGAUUGAAAUUUAAACAUGAACUGACAAGAAAUAUAUUAGAUUUGAAUUAUGCUAAAAAAUCCAUACUAUCACAACCACUGUCUUUCCCAUUAUAUAAUGAUGGAGGUGAAGGUGAAUUGCCAAAUGAAAAAUAUUGUUAUGAUAAUGAUGAUGAGAAUAACAGUGGUAUUAGUAGUGGUAGCACUGAUAAUAAAAGUAUUAACAGUAAACUAGAAUCAACUCCAAUUUCCCAGUCAACACCAGCAUCACUGAGAGCUUCAUCGCCACCUCCACUACAGCAACAACAACAACAAAAACCACGAGCACAACCACAACCACAACCACAACAAACAUCAUCAUCAUCAUCAUCAAAAUCAGGUCAAGAAUAUGGUGAGACAAUCAAUGGAUACAAAUUUGUUAAACCGAAAAACUCAAUGAACAAUACUAAACUUCCACAAUUCAAAUAUGAAACACCUAUAAAUAAUAAUCGUUAUCAUCAAUUGUGUCAAGGUUAUAAUAGUAACAAUUAUCAAAUAAUGAACGAAUUGCCAGUGACAGCAGCUGGAUUGAUGCCUCAUGGGGACGAAGAUGAUGAUGAUAUUCAUAUUGGUGAUCGUCGAAUAGGCGAUCCUUAUUUGAAUUUGCUGAGAGAUGAUGAUAAUCAUUGCGACCAGGAAACUCAUGAUGAUGGUAAUCAAUUACGAGAAAUAUAUUUCAAAGAGAAUAGAUUACCAUUACCGACACCUUAUUUUUAUCAAUUGAAAUCAUUAUCAGUUGAUCAAAUAUUGGCAUUAAUAAAUUAUGAAAAUCUAUUGAAAUUUUAUGAAACAAUUUUGAAUGGAGAUGAAACUUUAUAUGAAUUAUUAAAACAAGAACGAAUUCGUUGGCAUCCAGAUAAAUGGAUUGGUAAAUUGAAUCAAAAAAAUGAAAUGAUUAUGGAUGUUGAUUAUGAACUUACUAUUAAAAUGGUAGAUAGUAUUAGUCAAACGAUAAAUUCAAUAAUUGAAUCAUUAUAA
This is a messenger RNA of Candida albicans SC5314, 1848 nucleotides long. RefSeq lists its product as uncharacterized. Gene Ontology annotation, biological process: canonical NF-kappaB signal transduction. The transcript has a single exon. The coding region runs from base 1 to 1848 and encodes 615 amino acids. NCBI's taxonomy places the organism in Eukaryota, Fungi, Ascomycota, Pichiomycetes, Serinales, Debaryomycetaceae. The record is from RefSeq and is a predicted model, not a curated record.